CACUGCUGCCCUCGCUGGAGUCUUUUAACCUCGGAUGCUCACAGGAUUGGAGCAAGCGAGGCUCACCACCAUGGCCAUGCUGGUGACCUUCCUGCUGCUCUGGGGUCUAUCCCUGAGCCCGGAGACAGAAGCAGCCACCUUUGUGGAGACCCAGCCAGACCUGUGGGCAGAGGCCGAAUCGCUGCUGGAACCCUGGGCUAACAUGACAUUGACGUGCCGGGCCUGCCUGUUCACCUCGGAUUUCCAGCUCUUCAAGGAUGGGGUGCUCCAGGAUCACGUGCACCUUGCUGUAGCCACCAAGGAGCACCGGUUCCUGCUAGGAGCAGUGACAGCUGACACCCGGGGUCUCUACCGCUGCCGCUAUGAUAUGGGCAGUCAAUGGACCCAGCUGAGCAACCUGCUGGAGGUGACUGGGGCAGAGACUCUGCCUCCACCCCUGCUCUCAAGUAAGCCUGUGUCCUGGAUCACGCCGGGCCUGGAAACGACCCUGUUGUGCCGAGGGGGACUUCGGGGUGUGACCUUCCUGCUGCAGCGGAAAGGCGAUGACCAGUUUCUGGAGGUGGCCGAGGCCCCUCAGGACAUGGAGGCCACCUUCCCAGUCCAACGGGCUGGCAACUACAGUUGCAGCUACCGGACCCACGUGGCAGGCACCCCCUCUGAACCCAGUGCCACUGUGACUGUCGAGGAGCUAGCCACACCACCACCGCCCAGGCUGAGUUUCUAUGGAGGAACAUCUGCAGAAGUCCUGCUCCGAGGCGGAGAAACUUCCCUCGUCUGUGUGGGGCCCCUGGAGAGCGGCAUGGAAUUCCAGCUGAGGCGUGGAGACGAGGCGUUGCUCUUAGAUAGAUGGAGCACCCACCCGGACCGCACUGUCUUUAAGCUGAACUCAGUGGCCCCGGGGGAUGGUGGCCUCUACACCUGCCGCUACCACCUGCGCGGGGAGGACAUGCCUUGGUCCCAGGACAGUGAGCCCGUGGAGCUGCUACUGAGCAACGAGAUGCUGCCUGCGCCUGAGCUUUCGGCAGAGCCAGCGACUCUGCGCCCGGAACCCGGCACGCUGGUGCAGCUGCGGUGCCGAGCGCCCCAGGCCGGCCUGCGUUUCGCCCUGGUGCUCGAGGGCGACAAUAGGCGCCAAGUGGUCAGUCUCCAGAGCCCAGCAGGCAACGAGGCCGUUUUCGAACUGCACGACGUCUCACCGAUGGAUGGGGCCAAUUACAGCUGCAUCUACACGGACACUGCGCCGCCCUUCGCGGGCUCUGCGCCCAGUGAGCAUCUGGAGCUGCGCGUGGACGGACCCCUCCCCAGGCCAAAGCUCCAGCCCCUGUGGAGCGGAGCAGUGAGUCCAGGCCAUGACGCCACCCUGCACUGCAAGAGCCCCCUGAGCCGUGUGCCCCACAUCAUCUUUGAGCUGCUGCAAGAAGGCAAAGAGGUGGUACUUACGAGAAGUUACUCAGAGGACCUUGUGCUGACCUAUGUUGGGCCCCAACACGCUGGCAACUACACGUGCCGCUACUCCAGCGGGCCCUUUGUGUCUGACCUCAGCGAUCCAGUGGCGCUCCGGGUGGCAGGACACUGAUCCAACUGCAGACCAAGGCCACUGAGAGUAUCCUGGUUCAGUAUGGCACGGAUCCUUCCUGCUGCAGCUGGAGGCUGGACUCCCCUGGGGAGUGGGUGGGGGAACAAGAGGGCUCUCCCUAAUUUUUCCUAGGAAUUAAUAAACGUGAAAACAGA
Messenger RNA from Artibeus jamaicensis (Jamaican fruit-eating bat), 1731 nucleotides. RefSeq names its product alpha-1-B glycoprotein (gene A1BG). NCBI's taxonomy places the organism in Eukaryota, Metazoa, Chordata, Mammalia, Chiroptera, Phyllostomidae. The transcript has 8 exons. The coding region runs from base 35 to 1576 and encodes 513 amino acids. The record is from RefSeq and is a predicted model, not a curated record. Gene Ontology annotation, cellular component: plasma membrane.